Aspergillus saccharolyticus JOP 1030-1 is the source of this 972-nucleotide messenger RNA. Its product is annotated as transferase hexapeptide domain protein. The transcript has a single exon. Gene Ontology annotation, biological process: mitotic spindle organization. Lineage: Eukaryota; Fungi; Ascomycota; Eurotiomycetes; Eurotiales; Aspergillaceae. The record is from RefSeq and is a predicted model, not a curated record. Bases 94 to 972 code for a protein of 292 amino acids. Gene Ontology annotation, cellular component: dynactin complex. Gene Ontology annotation, molecular function: dynein complex binding.
CACCACCACCACGCAACAGAACCUACAAUCCCCUCCCCGGGGCAUCCGCAGAGUUACAACACACCAAAAUUCAAUCUCAGCGACACAGCACCAAUGGAUCCCCGUCUCCAACCACAACCACCACAACAACAACAACCCACACACCACCUCAAACCACCACCCUCAUCCCAACAAUCGCAGCAGCACCACCACCAGCCCCGCCCUUCAAUGUCAGCCACGACUCGUCCCCCGCUGACCAUCCACCCUACCGCCCAAAUCGCCGACACCACCAUCUUCCAAGGCCUCCACCCCAUCUCCAUCGGCGCCCACACCAUCAUCCACCCGCGCGUCCGCCUCUACUCGCACGAGGGCCCUAUCCUCAUCAACAAUAAUUGCAUUAUCAGUGAAAAGACGGUGAUCGGGACGCCGAGUCCGCUUCCGCUUCCGGUGUCGGUGUCAGCAUUACCCACGACCAGCACCAGCACCAGCACCAGCACCAGCACCAGCAGCACACACGAUCCUACCCAAGCAGCAGCAGCAGCAGCCACAACAACCCAGUCUACGGCUACGGCGACGGCUCCGACAGCCCUCCCCAUCCGCAUCUCCUCGCGCGUCACCAUCGGUCCCGCGGUAUCCAUCGCGCCCGGAGCGCAUAUCCAUUCGGCGGCGGCGAUCGACGCGCUCGCGGUGAUCAAUCGGCGGGUGAACAUAGGGGCGCAUGCGCGGGUGUGUGCAGGCUGUGAGAUUGGGGCGGGGACGGCGGUGGGCGAGUGGGUGGUUGUUUGGGGCAGUGGUGGGGGCGCACAGCGGAGGAGGAGGAGGGAGACCAAGGGGAUGGUUUGGGGGCACCCGCAGCCGCAAAAUCAGGGAGGAGGCGCGUCGGAGGCGCCGUUGGAGGCGAGGACGUUGGAGGAUGCGCGGUUGAUGGUUUUGGAUCUAGAGAGAGAGGCGGUGGGGAGGUUGUUGGUGUCACAGAAUAGGAGGAGGGCGUGA